GUUUGAAUGUAAAAUAUGUGGAAGUCAGUUUGCAGAUCGUAGUAAUGCAAGAAGACAUGCUAAAGCCAAACAUUUGGACCUUCCUACUCCCUGUACUCUCUGUAGUAAACUAUUGAAGAAUGAACGAAGUCUGAAGAUGCACAUGAAGCAACAUCAUUCAGACUCUACCCAAUUCCAGCUGUAGAUUGAAGAAAAGGAACAAAAUUGCCAAAAAAUGUUAUCUCUGGUACAAGAAUUAAUGAAUUAUGAGAUAUGGUUGAACUGCAUAGACGGAUGUUGAGUCGUUGCACAAGAGAAGUGGUUGUACAAAGUCUGUAUGGUUCAGCUAUUUCUAUUUGGACGAAAAUUAUCACAUUUCGUUCAGCAUUAAAAAGUAAUUUUUCGUUCUAGCUUUGUUUGAAACUGAUCAUAUGAAUCACAGAGAUUUCAUUUUUAGUAUUAAACAAUAUAAGAUAAGAUUCUUGAAAAGCGGUUUUAACAAAGAUUGGUGUUGUGAAAUAAAACCUCAAAGCUUUGACCUAAAGUAGAUUUUUUUUUCAAAAACAAAUGAUAACCGUAUACAAAUCGUAAGACCUCACUUCAUUAUUGAUUUAGUAUAGCCACUUCAAUUUUGGGGUGUGGGUGUAGGACGACCCUAAAAGAAUGAUUUGAUUUUAUUUGAUAAUUGGUUGUGAAUAGUUUAUUGCACUCAGUGAAGUGUUUAAAUAACAUAUUUAACAUUUGACAUUUUUUUUCGUGAAAAGAGUAAUUUUUGAAGGUUGAUUUUAACUGUUAUUUUUCAUAGGCCUCUUUAUAUCCCUACGCGUCUAAUAACAAUAGGUUUUAAAUGAUGUAAAGUUUGUUUGAUAUAAAUUUUUAUUUCAGAAAUAUGGACUCGAGAUUAAAUAAAAGGAAAAAUGAUGAUGAAGACUGCGGAAAUAAUUCUGUGAAGAGGAGCAGAAAAGUAUUCAAGAACAUGAAGAAGAAUGAUUUAAACAUCGAGGAAAAUUAUCUCAGAAAGGAGGAGAAUUAUCUCAGUAGGGAGGAAAAUGACCCCAGCUGGAAGGAGACUGAUCUUAGUAGGGAGGGGAAUGAUCUCAUUAGGGAGGAGAAUGACCCCAGCAGGAAGGAGAAUGACCCCAGCAGGGAGGAGAAUGAUCUCAGCAGGGAGGAGAAUGAUCUCAGCAGGAAGGAGAAUGAUCUCAGCAGAAAGGAGAAUGACCCCAGCAGGAAGAAUGAUCUCAGUAGGAAUGAGAAUGACCCCAGCAGGGAGGAGAAUGAUCCCAGUAGGAAGGAGAAUGACCCCAGCAGGAAGGAGAAUGACCCCAGCAGGGAGGAGAAUGAUCUCAGCAGGGAGGAGAAAACUGACCUUACAAAAAGGAUCGCUGAAUUGGAGAAGCAGAAGAAUGAUGAGAAUGAUGAACUAAAAAUAAAGGAGAAGGAGAAUUACUUGAUGUUGAGUGACACUGACUCCAGUAGGGAAGGGAAACAGGGAAAUGAUAUGGAAUUAAUUAAAAAGAUAUCUAUUCUUACUCACAAGAAUUCUGAACUGCGAAAACAACUUGCUUUCGAAAGAGUGGAAGCAAUUCAAGAAAAAGCCGAUUUUACAAAAAGAAUUUCUGAACUUGAGAAACAGGUGAAUGAUGAGAAAUCAAUGAGUAAGACUUUAAAGAACAAAAAAGACAAAUAUCAGAAGGAGAAAGAUGAUAUUCUGGAUUUUCUGGAAAGAGAAGUUACUUGUCCUGUCUGUCUCAUGAUUCCAAGAACUAAGAAGAUACCUAUCUGUAGGAAUGGGCACACUACCUGUGAAACAUGUAAAAGACCAAGGUGUCCUGUCUGUAGAACCAGGAUGGAAGAAGACAUGUUCUCUCCUCUAACCCUGAACAUCACAGAUCUGUUGGCAGUACCCUGUAUAUUUAUGGAUCAGGGUUGCACCAUCAAACUUCAGAAGAAGAUGUUAGAGGAACACGAGAAAGAACAAUGUACGUUUAGAGAACUCAUGUGUCCAGGAUGUCAGAAGAAGAUCCAAGCAUGCAAACUUCCUGAUCACUUUCAAAGUUGUCUUGGACUGCAAUAUCUACGAUAUAAGUCACAUGUUGAGUUGGACAACACUAUAGCCUUUACCUAUAUUUUUUUUCUCCUAAUAUUGAAUCAGGAGUUUAUAAGCCCUGUAUAUUCAAGCUUGUAAACUCUAAGAACUGGUUUUUAUAUCACGUUGAUUUCUUAAAUAAUAAACUGGUGUUCUAUA
Eurytemora carolleeae is the source of this 2227-nucleotide messenger RNA. Its product is annotated as SUN domain-containing protein 2. NCBI's taxonomy places the organism in Eukaryota, Metazoa, Arthropoda, Copepoda, Calanoida, Temoridae. Gene Ontology annotation, cellular component: cytoplasm. Gene Ontology annotation, molecular function: ubiquitin protein ligase activity. The record is from RefSeq and is a predicted model, not a curated record.